UGUGACAAAGCACCAUAUUGGUCAGCUCCAAGAAGGGGAGUGUCCACAGUCGUCUCAACUGAUAGGUGGUUUAUCCAGUGAUGUGAUUCUGUAUCUAGGUAACUCCGCCCACCGACAGCUCAGUCACGCCCUGCGGUGGAGAAGGAGCGGGAGGGACUUCCGUUGUUAGGGUGCUGGCGGCCUGGUUGCUGCAGUGCAGACUGUAUCCUGGGAUUGGAGAAGGCCCGGCAUGUGCGGCUGAUACACAGGCGGCGACAUGAACGGCUUCAGCACCGAGGAGGACAGCAGGGAUGGGCCUCCGGCCCCGGCCGCUCCCUUCUUCGGACAGACGUGUUGCCUGAUAGACGGGGGUGAGCGCUGCGCCCGGCCGGCUGGAAACGCGUCGUUCAGCAAGCGGGUGCAGAAGAGUAUCUCUCAGAAGAAGCUCAAGCUGGACAUCGACAAGAGUGUUCGACAUCUUUACAUCUGUGACUUCCACAAAAAUUUCAUUCAAAGUGUCCGAAACAAGAGAAAGCGGAAAACCAGCGAUGAUGGAGGAGACUCUCCAGAGCAUGAAACAGACGUCCCAGAGGUUGACCUGUUUCAGCUGCAAGUGAACACUCUUCGCAGGUAUAAAAGACAUUACAAGCUCCAGACCCGCCCUGGACUCAACAAGGCACAGCUCGCAGAGACUGUAAGCCGGCACUUUCGGAACAUUCCAGUAAAUGAAAAGGAGACUUUGGCUUAUUUUAUCUACAUGGUGAAAAGCAACCGAAGCCGGUUGGACCAGAAGUGUGAAAGCAGCAAGCAGCUGGAUGCAUAGCCAAUGGGACCUGAUGGGCAGCUGUCUUGUUUUUGUAUGUAGGACUUGCGGAUGCAGUGACUGCUUAAGCCGCUGACUCUGUGCCAUAUUGUGCUUUCCUGGCACCAAGGAGAGGAUGGUUUUCUUAUACUAUAGACAGUGAUGACGUUGCACUGCGCUUUUGCAUGAGACUGGAUAGAGUUGGGUUGGUAGGAUCCACUUACUGUUUUGUAUCUAGGGCAUAUGCCAUUUAUACGUAGAGGACUUCAGGCUUGCUGGAGCAGGACUUUCUCUCCUAUGUACAGAAGACACUCACAAAUGCACAGUAACAAUACUCUUUGCAAGGAAGUCACCGGUUGGCGACUAUCCAUGCUGAACUUAUCGGUAGCAAGAAAGGAAAAAAGACUCUGGCUUUCUCCCUUAAUGCAGAAGGGGUUAGUAACCCAUCUUAAUGUGGAAGAACAGAGUGGCACAGUGUUUUGGGAUUGGUGCUUAUGAUUAUAUUACUGAAAGCACACAGUAUAGGGGAAAACUCUGCCAAAACCACCCACCACUUAACUACACUGCUAACACAACAUAGGCGGGUGGUUGGCACAGCCACUUGGAGCAACGCAUUGCCAGCAGAUUUCCCACACUCCAUAUCGGCAGCUCUAUUUUCACAGCAAUAAGUGGCGGUUUAACUUACAGUAGCCGCUGAGCCCCGACCCCCACAUUUUUACUACACGAUUUAUUAACCUUUCUUAUAUUUCCAGAGCUCUGAUCCACAGGCUGCCUUCGUGCUUGUUAUAUGAAUUUAUCAGACUCAUUACGGUAGGCGCAGUGGUCUUAAGUACAGCACCGUCGCGUGUCGCAAAGGUUUUAAGGUCAAGGUUUUAAACGUUUUUAUGGUUCUAUUCACCAGAGCUUAGUCUUAUAGUAUGUGUCAUGUCAGUCUGGUAUGUCCAGUUUUUAUAUAUAAUAUAAUUGUUUUUAAUCACACGUUGAGCUUCCUGUCUCCAUCUCACAUUAUUUUAGCACGAUGCAUGGAUUUUCGUGCCUGUCAUUGUUUCCACCAUAUCGUCACUCCUUUCCCUGCUUAGAGUACUGGUCUCAAUUGGGUCAACAUUAUCUCAAGCUACUUUAUCCCCUGCAGUGCUCCUUAUCGGGGAGGAUGAGGAUAUUGUGCAAAUAGGUUUUAUGUGGAGCGCCUAUUAAUAUGCUUAUCCAGAAGAAUAGGCAUGUUGGUGUAGCAUGUAUUGCCCCAGCACAGAAGAAGCAUUUACAUGUAAUUGUGACAUAUCCCAAGCAUGCUGACAUUGAAAGAUUCUGCCUAUUUAUCUUUGCUUUAAGCUAAGCAGCACUGGACCAGAUAUGGAAACUUGUCAUUUAGAACUAGCUGGAGGUGAUACCAGUAUUAAAAGAUGGUGGAGCCAUUCUUGUUUUGUAGUAAGGACAUUCCAUGCCCAGAACAAGAAGGAGGGAAUUCAAAUGUUUGAAAAGUCGGUUGGGUGUCUGUUUUUUCCUGUCUAUUCGAUAGGAAAAAACAGACACCCAACUGACUUUUCAAACGAUUGAAUAUCCCCCGGAGUGUCUACUUUGAGUUAAGGCCAACAAAACCAAGAGUUGAUCUCCGCUAACUGCACAGGGUUUUAAAAUCCCUCAAUAUUUAUUUGUCUUCCUAAUAUAUUAUUUGUCUAUUACUGGGCUUCAGUGUUCAUUCUGUGGUCCCUGCUAACUCCCACAUGGGCUCCUAUAAUGACCUAAUAUUUGGCUUGUGUACUGAGAGAGGAAUGAGAAAGUGUAUGUCCUUCCUGAUUGGAUAGAUUUGGUAUGCCCUGUCCCAUGGACUUUUACACCAGAUGGUUAAGAGACUAUAACGUAACUGGUAAUGUAGCCUGGGUGUGGAGUCUUAGCCUAAAAUGGUCAGCGCCAUUUAAUAUAUAGAGCUUAAUAAGAAUGAUCACAAAACAGAAUUCCCAGUCUAAGUUUAGAAAGCCGCUUUGUGGAAAGAAUUUGAACAAGACACUUUACACAGUUCAUGAUUACAUCUAAAGCUCCAGCAUAUGGAUCUGUCUCUGUUGCAGCCGUUUAAGUUUAUUAUUCCACAAGCAUGUCUGUCUAUACCGCAGGAAUCUCUGAGACUAAGCUUCAGUAAAAGUGAUAAGUGUCUUGACUGUGCUCUAUGAAGGACCAUUUAUAGUGAGUGACCAUGGCUGCAAAUGAUUCAGCUGCGAUCAAUAUCAAAACGUGACAUCAAAAUCUAAAACCUGUAGUAACCGGAGUCUCUCUUUAAGCCUUCUCUCCUCUGUGAGUGCUGCUGCCCCUGUGCAAGACCCAUCUUUGUGUUGCACAGUCCCAGCAAAUGGUGAAUGCUGCAGUAUAGGGCUUGUUAAUCCCUAUAACCGCCAUUGGGGCAGAUGUAUUAAGCCUGGAGAAGGCCUAAAGAAGUGAUAAAACAGUGAUAAGUGCAAGGUGAUAAUGCACCUGCCAAUCAACUCAUAACUGUCAAUUUACAUAUCAGAGCUGAUUGGCUGGUGCGUUAUCACCUUGCACUUACCACUGUUUUAUCACCUCUUUAUGCCUUCUCCAGGCUUAAUACAUCUGCCACAUUAUUUGAAGAUGGUCAGAAGAUAAAAUGAACCGUGCAGCAAGAAAACAGCUGAGACCAAGAUGCUUACAGCACCACGUGGCCGAGACACCCUGAAAUACAUGGCAGAGUCUUAGAAUUGUGUAGGUUAAUCUCUUGCAGGAAAAGUACUCCUUCUACACUGUAUAUUUUGACUGCCCAUUUAAUCUGUGCUGCAACAAAACCCUGAGCGUAACCAAGCGGUUUGGUGAAAUAAACUACCCAACUAUACAUCACGUUUAUGUACAGUAAGUCCCUGUACUGUGUAUACUAAACAUCUGCAUUUACUUUUAAAUGUUAAUUACUGUAGUUAUAACCUGUAAACACUGGCCUCAGCCUGUCGCUCCGCCGGCUGCUCACCUCCGAUUUAUCCCCUCGCAGUGAUUGGACAAGGAAAAUCUGUUCAGCUUCAUUUCACCAUUGUGUUGUCAAAGCUCCUACUGGCUAUGAAAAUCCCUCUUAUACAUAUUCCCUGUCCUUUUUCAACUUACCAUUUAUAUUUUAAAAUCAUUUUUACACUUCUUUUUUUAAAUAUUUAUUGUACUAAAAUAUAGUAUGUUAUAAUUAAAAUGACUUGUUUAGUGUU
Molecule: messenger RNA, 3972 nt
Organism: Pseudophryne corroboree (corroboree frog)
Lineage: Eukaryota; Metazoa; Chordata; Amphibia; Anura; Myobatrachidae
Gene: SAP30L
Product: SAP30 like
Exons: 4
Coding region: 257-802 (181 amino acids)
Biological process (GO): regulation of DNA-templated transcription
Cellular component (GO): histone deacetylase complex
Molecular function (GO): protein binding; transcription coregulator activity
Source: RefSeq, a predicted model, not a curated record